Trypanosoma rangeli is the source of this 915-nucleotide messenger RNA. Its product is annotated as putative prolyl oligopeptidase, putative,serine peptidase clan SC, family S9A. The record is from RefSeq and is a predicted model, not a curated record. Lineage: Eukaryota; Euglenozoa; Kinetoplastea; Trypanosomatida; Trypanosomatidae. Gene Ontology annotation, cellular component: cytosol. The transcript has a single exon. Gene Ontology annotation, molecular function: oligopeptidase activity; serine-type endopeptidase activity. Gene Ontology annotation, biological process: proteolysis. Bases 1 to 915 code for a protein of 304 amino acids.
AUGUCCUUCCUCCUUCCAGGACGUAGUUUUUUACUGGACGUUAAAGACCCACAGUCGUCGCUUCGUGUCUUUAAAGAUGACACGGUGGAGGGACUUGUGGCGGAUGAUUUUGUCACGGAGCAGAAGUUCUACAACUCGUCAGACGGCACACGGAUUCCGAUGUUUGUUGUUUACAGAAAAGGCAGUGUAACCUCCAACUCGCCGCUGUUGUUGUACGGUUACGGUGGCUUCAAUAUUUCUUUGACACCUGCAUUCAGCGCCUCACGGAUGGUGUUUUUGAGAAACCUUGACGGUGUACUCGCGGUACCGAAUAUCCGUGGUGGUGGUGAGUACGGCGAGGACUGGCACAACGCCGGUCGACGAGCCUGUAAACAGAACUGUUUUACAGACUUCAUUGAGGGAGCCAAAUUCCUGCACCGCCACGGCUACGGCUCUCCACAGACAACUGCCAUCAUGGGUGGCUCAAAUGGUGGGCUGCUUGUUGCGGCAGUGGCGAACCAAGCCCCAGAGCUGUUUCGUUGUGUUGUCUGCCAAGUGGGGGUGUUGGAUAUGUACAAGUUUCACAGGUUUACUAUUGGGCAUGCGUGGAAGUCCGACUAUGGUGAUCCAGACAAGGAAGAGGAUUUCAAGGUUCUGCAACAAUACAGUCCACUACACAAUAUUAAAUCUGGUAUCAAAUAUCCCGCCAUCUUGGUGGUGACAGGCGACCACGACGACCGGGUGGUGCCACUACACUCACUAAAGUAUGUGGCAACGCUACAACAUGCAAACCCAACCGAAGGUGGGCCUUUCUUGGCGCGCAUUGAGACGGCAGCGGGUCACGGUGCAGGCAAACCGACGAGCAAGAUACUGCACGAGACAGGCGAUAUUUACACAUUUAUCGCCAAGAGUAUCCAUGCGUCGUGGAAAGAAUAG